UGGGUAUGUGAAAAAAAAAAAUAUUCUCCCUGCAAAAAGAAAUUAUCCCAGAAAUAUUUGACUUAUUGGGCUUUUUACGGCCAAGUUCGGGCUAGUUCAGGACCAUUGACUGGCCUAUUUAAAUGGCUAUUCACAAGCUUCCAGAUUUCACAUCCCCUUUUCAGCCCCACAAAUGAAUCGGCUCCGCCCUCGCCACCCAGCUGCACCACCACUCCUCCGCCUCAAACUUCCUCAAUCCGUCCACGACUGCCACACCUGUCAAACCCCAACCCACCCUUCUCUCCCCCUGUCUGACCCGUCAUUCAAAUCCAAAAUUGUAGAACUCAUCACAAACCAACACUGGUCGGAGCUUAAACCCCUGCUAAAACCCACAACUCCAUCCAAUUUUCUCCAACAAUUAUUCGACCACAACUUCCCUUCAGAUUCCAUUCUCACCUUCUUUAGAUGGUCCCAACAUGGUUUCCAGGUUUCCCAUUCUUUACAACAUUUAUGCAAGUUAAUAGCUUUACUAGCAAAUGAUAACAAAUACCCAAAAAUCCGAUCUUUAUUGCAUUUUUCUGUUAAAAAAACACCACCUUUUUCGGUUUCUUCGUUUUUUCACACACUAGUGACUUGUGGUGAUGAUUUUUGUGCUAAUUCUAUUAUUACUGAUAUGCUGAUACUGGCUUUAGUGAAUAAUAAAAAAUUGGAUUUAGCUGUAGAUGGUUUUAGGAGGGCUGGAGAUUACGGGUUUAAGUUAUCUGUGAUUUCGUGUAAUCCAAUGUUAGGAGAGUUGGUGAAGAAUGGAAAAGUUGGAACUAUGGAGUUUGUGUUUAGGCAGAUAACUAAGAGGAGAGUUGAUGUUAAUUUGAUUACUUUUAAUGUGGUGAUCAAUGGUUUUUGUAAGGCUGGAAAGUUGAAUAAGGCAGGUGAUGUUGUGGAGGAUAUGAAGGUCCUGGGGAUUAUGCCUAAUGUGGUUACUUAUAAUACUUUGAUUGAUGGAUUUUGUAAGAAAGGUGGGGCUGGUAAAAUGUAUAAAGCUGACGCACUUUUGAAGGAGAUGGUGGAGAAGGGCGUAUGCCCAAACAAAAUUACAUAUAAUGUGCUGAUUGAUGGGUUCUGUAAGGCUGAUAAUGUGGUUGCUGCAUUAAAGCUUUUUAAAGAGAUGAAAGAGCAACAGAUAACACCAAGCAUAUCAACUUAUAAUUCGUUGAUUAAUGGCCUUUGUGGUGAAGGGAAAAUUGAUGAAGCUCUUGGUCUGCGAGAUGAAAUGGUUGGAUUAGGUUUUGAGCCAAAUAUAAGGACUUAUAAUGUAAUCCUAAAUGGAUUUUGUAAGAAUAAAAUGCUAGAGGAAGCUAAAGAGAUGUUUGAUGAUAUCGUGAAGAAAGGCGUCGAAGUCAAUGCAUUGACUUUUAAUACUUUAAUUGAUGCUUAUUGUAAAGCUGGAAACAUGAAUAAAGGUAUAGCACUUCAUCAAUCAAUGUUGACUCAAAAGGUGUGCCCUAGUGUUGCCACAUACAAUUGCCUUAUCGGUGGUUAUUUUCAAGAGGGUAACUUAGGAGCAGCUAACAAGCUUUUGGAGGAAAUGGAGGAGAAGGGUUUGACAGCUGAUCUUGUCACCUACAACAUUCGUAUAGAUGAACUAUGCAAGAGAGGAGAAUCUAGAAAAGCAGUUAGACUUCUAGAUGAGAUCUUUGAGAAGGGCCUAAUUCCUAGCCAUAUUACUUAUAAUACGUUGAUGGCUGGCUAUUGUCGAGAAGGAAAUCCUACUGCAGCUUUGGUAGUGAGGAGACGAAUGGAAAAGGAAGGUAAGCAUCCUAAUGUGGUAUCAUACAAUGUGUUGAUUAAGGGAUUCUGCGAGAAAGGUAAGUUGGAGGAAGCAAAUUCCUAUCUUAAUGAGAUGUUGGAGAAAGGAUUGGUCCCAAGUAGGACGACAUAUGAAAUUAUUAGGGAGGAAAUGAUGGAGAAGGGGUUUGUCCCUGACAUAGAUGGGCAUCUCUAUACUGAUUCUGUUAGUGUUUAGCCUUAUAAGCAAAACUUAUUGUGGUCUUGUAGUGGCUAAGGUUUUACUGUACUGUCAUGUGGAUGAAAGAGAUGAAGCCUGAAGGGUUGUAAAGUUUUGGUUUGCCAUCUUUCCCUAAUGUCAGUGUCUGUCUAAUGCUGGUUGUAAUGCAUUUGUUGGCUCAACUUUUGCUCAAAAUUGCUGAGGUGCUCAAGGCCAGAAAUGAAAUUACAGUGUUAUCUUUUAAGCUGUAACUCCCGUCUUAAUCAGAUUGAAUCUGCAAGAGGCAGAGGAAAUUCAUUUAUAUCCACAGUGAAGCUUUGUGCAAUAAGUGGAGGAACUAGGCAAGUCAUGAAGAUCUUGAACAUUGUCUCAUGUAGGGAAACCUAGACUUCCUCCAAUACAUACCCUGUUGCUUUUUCAUGUUCAAAACUUGACAAAAUCAAGCGUGAUUCUAGUAAUUCUUCAAAAUGCUAUCAAGCAGGAUUUUCAGGAGCAAGAAGAUAAGAAAAACCAAUUUCUUGGACGACUAUGCGAGUGUGCAGCAGAGGUUUGCUGUAAUGAUUUUACCUUGUUAUCGUGCUUGUAUUCUGCAAAUUUUAAAGCAAAGGAGUGCUUCGCUCUUGCUGCAUGAUGGGCUGCCUAAUUCUAAAGAAACACGUCUAUCCUUGUCAAGACCAAUUCUUUACUGAGCACCAUUCAUUGUUGCCUCUGGGGGUGAAGAGCUUGGCUGAUGGGAAAUUCAUCCGACCAAAUUACAAAGUGGGGUUGGCCGGAGCCAAUUAUUUACACCCGUAGCAAAGUUAAACACUCAUUGCGUUGAUGUGUACCUGGAUUUGGCCAUCAUGAGGGGACCAGUGUCUCCAUUGUGCUUGCUUUGUAUUUGGAAGAUCAGAAAAAGCAAUGCGCCAUGAGUAUAAUAUGCUGUUAUGAAAAUCAUCAUCGUCGCUGACUCUGUUACUUGUUAGUGUCGAGGAUUUUAAUUA
Messenger RNA from Coffea arabica (coffee), 2967 nucleotides. RefSeq lists its product as uncharacterized. The record is from RefSeq and is a predicted model, not a curated record. Gene Ontology annotation, molecular function: protein binding. NCBI's taxonomy places the organism in Eukaryota, Viridiplantae, Streptophyta, Magnoliopsida, Gentianales, Rubiaceae.